CGCGGCCCCGGCGAGCGGCGGCUGCGCGGGGAGCUGGGCGCGGAGGAGGAAGAGGAGGAGGAGGAGGAGGAGGAGGAGGAGGAAGAGGAGGAGGACGGGCACCUGCUGCCGCCCGGUCAGGGCCGGGGGCUGAGCGGGCGCGCCCGGGGGGGCGCCCAGCGGCUCUCGGGGCCUGGGCUCGGCGGGGAGCGUGGAUGAGAGUUUGCUCCGAUUUCCGAGCCGGAGACUCCAACCGUCAUGUUAAGGUAAAGCAGAAAAGUGCAGUGCUGAACAUGCUAAAGAAGUUGGACAAAAUAAGGUUCAGAGGUCACAAGAGAGAUGAGUUCCUUGAUUUAGCAGAGUCUCCAAAUGCUUCUGACACUGAAUGUGGAGAUGAAAUCCCGGUGAAAAUACCUCGAACAUCAACCCGAGACAAUGAAGAGCUGAGAGACCCUGCUGGUCCAGGGACCAUCAUCAUGGCUUCAGGAGUCCAGGAUUUUAACAGAACGGAGUCUGACAGACUGAAUGAGAUCAAGGGUCACCUGGAAAUAGCCUUACUGGAAAAACACUUUUUGCAGGAGGAACUCAGGAAGCUGAGAGAAGAAACAAACGCUGAAACAUUAAGGCAAGAGCUGGAAAAGGAACGACAGAGGAGACUAGAACUAGAACAAAAAGUCAAUGAAGUACUUAAAGCAAGAGCUGAAGAGGUGCCUGCAACACAGCAAGCUGCAAAGCCACAGACACAAGCCAAUGGAACAGAUAAGCGUAGUCAUACAGUGUGUUCAAGACUCCAAAAGUGGUUUUGUGACAAAUUUGGGGAGUAUGUUGAGGACUUCAGAUUUCAGCCAGAGGAAAAUACAGUGGAAACAGAGGAGCCACUUAGUGCUAGAAGGUUGACUGAAAAUAUGAGAAGAUUAAAGAGAGGUGCCAAACCUGUUACUAAUUUUGUGAAGAAUCUUUCUGCCUUAUCAGACUGGUAUUCUAUCUACACUUCUGCUAUUGCCUUUAUUAUUUACAUGAAUGCUGUAUGGCAUGGCUGGGCCAUUCCUAUGUUCUUAUUUUUAGCAAUUUUGAGGUUGUCCCUAAAUUACCUCAUAGCCAGGGGUUGGAGAAUACAGUGGAGCAUUGUGCCUGAAGUUUCUGAACCAGUGGAACCCCCGAAAGAAGACCUGACAGUGUCUGAAAAGUUUCAGCUUGUUCUAGAUGUGGCUCAGAAGGCGCAGAACCUUUUUGGAAAGAUGGCAGACAUACUGGAAAAAAUUAAAAACUUGUUCAUGUGGGUCCAACCAGAAAUAACACAGAAGCUCUACAUUGCUCUAUGGGCGGCUUUUAUUGCAUCCUGCUUUUUGCCCUACAGGAUUAUUGGUCUUGCAAUGGGACUCUAUGCCGGAAUCAAGUUUUUCCUUAUUGAUUUCAUCUUCAAACGAUGCCCCAGACUAAGAGCUAAAUAUGAUACUCCUUAUAUCAUCUGGACAAGCCUCCCAACAGAUCCGCAGCUCAAAGAACGAUCUAAUGCUACAGUGUCGAGACGGGCAUCAUUGUAUUACGGUUACCCUAAAAGCUGGAUGCUGUCAGGGCAUGAAAAGCUUCAGACAGCAGCAUCCAGAAGUUACGUGGGCUCAAAUGCCCCGACCGGAAUAAACAAAGACGAAGACACGAGUCGUUUCCAUACCACCAAGAGGGGCAAUUUCCAUGAAGUUUUCAACUUGUCAGAAAAUGAGCGUCCUUUAGCAGUGUGUGAAAAUGGCUGGCGCUGCUGCUUGAUUAAUAGAGAUAGGAAGAUGCCUACAGACUACAUCAGGAACGGAGUUCUUUAUGUCACAGAAAAUUACUUGUGCUUUGAAAGCUCAAAAUCUGGCUCAUCUAAAAGAAAUAAGGUUAUAAAGCUAACGGAUAUAACGGAUAUUCAGAAGUAUAAAGUGCUCUCUGUUCUCCCGGGAUCAGGGAUGGGUAUUGCUGUAUCAACACCAUCUACACAAAAACCUUUGGUGUUUGGUGCCAUGGUACACCGAGAUGAAGCUUUUGAGACGAUUUUCAACCAGUAUGUGAAAAUAACAUCUGCAUCAUCCAACAGUGAGAGCUAGUAUCUUAUCAUAGAAGACCUAAAGGAAACUUCUUAUUUUACAACUUGGUAGUGAAAAAAAAUGAACAUCCUCAUCUAUUUUGCAAUAAUUUUUCUUGUCUGGUGGUUUAUAUUCUAUCUGUUACAUAAAUCAAGUGUAUUUUAUAUAUGCCUUCAUGUUUGUUUUUAAGGUUUUUGUAAAAAACAAACAAAAAACACAAAAAACAAAAUGAAACAAGACGGUGAAAGUGCUAUCAUCACUAUUAGCCUUGCACAUUAAGCACUUUUAAUGUUUAUUUACUGACAUUAAAAGCUGGGAAGACACUUGGAGAACUGACUAAUAAUGGACUGAAACAGGUUGAUCCCUUUAACUCCACUGGUAUCACUAAGGAUACAUUUGUCCCAUUAUCUCAUUUAUUUUUUUCCCCAAGACAUGAGAAUGCCAACUCCAGUAGCCUGAAGUCUGUUCUUCAGCUCUGAGUUUUUAAUUGGGUUCUGUAUUAAAAAUGAUAGCAACACCAAGGAAGUAUUAUCAUCUUAGUAUUUCUGUAUUUGUAAAUGCACUUACAAUAACUCCUCCUUGCUAAUUCUUGCAUCGCAGAAGGAUAUUUUAGUGGUUGGGUUAGGUUCAGAUUUUUCUGCAUACAGAGGUUUAAAUUGUUUGUACAGUGAAUUGGAGGAAAAAGUUUGUAACUAUAUCUUCCUUUCCUAAUUAACCAAAGUAAGAGGAAGGAAGGCAGGUAGAUACUUUUUAUAAAAGACGGCAUCAAAAUGUUGUUCCUAAAAUGUUAGGCAUCGUAUAUUUGUAUUUCUGUAGAUACUUGUCAUAGAAGGGCUCAACUACUGUACAUGUUGUAUGUACAAGGUGUUUGUAUGUUAUUGCAUAAAAGACUUGCAGGCUUUUUGUGUUGGGGGAGGUGGGAAUAAUCAAACUAAACUGAGACAUGACCCUCUUUAAUUUAGCUUUUCUCUUGAGUUACCUUGUAACAACACUAAUAUAGCAACUGAAAGCACUAUUUCCUUUUCAGAACAUAAUUUGAGGAGCACUGGAAUGUUGCUGUGUUUCCCCGUGCAAAAUUAAAUUUUAGUUACAAUUAAACCCAAUGGCCAGGUAAAACAGGAAGGCUGGGCUCCUUAUCUAAACUCUCUCAGGCCUUUCUAGCAGCAAAGCACAUAUUUGACCUUCGUCUUUAAUACAGAAAGCUUUUAUAUUCUAUACAAUAGCACCCUUCUGAGAGGUUUAGAAUUAUAUUUGCAUUUUUCUUAAAGCACAGUAGGAGUUACACUAUGCCUUCCCAUUUGUCUUCUCCUUUGCUAUGUCUUUUGAGUUGCUAGCAUGGAUGUCUCCAGCCAUUAUAUGAAGGUCCCCCCAGAAAAGUAAUGCAGAUGCAAAUUCUUACCUAAAAAAUGGGACUUCGUUUUAUGGAUUUUUUUUUUUUUUUUAAUCGGGGAUUUUUCUUCCUUUAUGGGGAACGGGGUAAAAUGAGGGACAGACAGGGGAGCCAAGCACCAAAGGGUCUUUAACUCUUAGCACAAUUUUUACUUAAAGUCUCUCAACAAAUGCAGCGGUACUGAAGAAGGUGGCAGUCAAACUGUGCAAACCUAUUUCAGUCUGGCCAUGAACAGGUAUGAUAGAAGAAGUUGAUGUGAGCCUGACGUGAAGAAAUACUGUUGAAUACUGUGAUUUGGUUGGGUGUUGUAAAGUAAAACACUGACUGCAGUAAAAUUCCAUUCCCUAAGUUGGAACUGUGAACACAAGCAGGGGAGAAUCCACCAGAAGGGCUAGGAUGCAAUUCUGGGGCUCUUUGGUUAGAGCAGCACUUGACCUUUACGUGACCAGAAAAAAGGGGGCAUUUCUAAUACCUCCUUAGGUAUGGUGUACAUCAGGACCUGAAAGCUUAACGCAUAAGUGAAGCUGGUUGGAAAUGCCUUUUGCCACCAUCUAAUAUGGAUGUAGCUUGACAGUUUGUGGCUUCUUCGCUUUACAUAGGCAGGGGUGUUUGUUUAAAUUCCUUGACUUUAAAGCAAGUUUGAAGAAAAAAUUUGAAGUCAAUCUUUUUUUUUGUAACUGCUGUGUAUUAUCAUUUGACCUUCCUUUCUAGAAGCUUCCUUGAAUAGUAAGUGUGGCUAAUAGGCAUUAAAAUCGCUUAAUGUUAUAUAAAUCUUAACCAGAUUCAUUCAUUUUGUCUUAAGGAAAAAUCACGAGUGUGUUUAAAGCUAUGGUUUUUUUUCCUGAGGAAACAGAAAACUAUAUUUUUUACAGAGAGCAUGCUCUUUUUCUUAUUUUUGUAUCAUUUUUUCAAGUGUAAUUUAUAUCUUCACUCUGAUCAUAGCAGCAGUUUCAGUAGGAAAUCAGUUGACUGGCACUUACUACUCCCCCCACACACGUCCCCCGUCGCUGUUUGACCCUAGCAUACAGGGUUGUCCUAGAUCCCGGUUCCCAAAGGAGCCAUAGGUCCUGUGCUUGUGGUGCCAGGACAAUUAACCACGCCUAGGCUUCAGAGAGGGAGAGAAGAAAUAAUUGUCCUUCUCCCAGCCUGAAAUGCCUCAUGCACAAUAUGCUUUUUUUUUUUUUUUUUCUCUGAGCUAAGAAAUUAGAAACUUGUUAGGAAAUCUAAUCUGUCGGCAUUCAAAAUUAAUCCACGCUUUAACAGUGUGAAUUUAAAAACAAACUACUCUUGAAGCAGUAAACCUAGUGCAAACUGCAAUGCAACGUCAUUUCAUCAUUCUAACGUGUAGAAAAAAGACUGGAUUUUUUUUAAGGAAUUGUAAUAUAACUGUCAGACAUCUAUGUACAUACUUGACAAAGUUCACUUACAUUUAGGUUGUCCAGGUUACUGCUAUGAAAUUGCUUCUGUGUUACAGAACAUCAGAGCUGGUAGAAAGUCCCCUCGGUGUGUUUACUCACGAGUGCACCUGUGCCUGCUCUUCUGCUACAUCUUCACAGGCUUGGAGGGGAUGGACUGUGAGUAAAUACGUACUUGACUUGUACAAUUACACUCCAGUUAACCUUAAAUUCCACUUGUCCUACCGAGCUUUGCAGUGUAGCCUGCUUUGCUUCAUCAGCAGGCUGGGUAGCAUCACUUCAUGUAAAGUGUUACUUUCUAAUAGCAGCAGGUGAUGUUCUUGUCUUUCUGUUUGCUGUUUAUAUUUGCGGUUCUGUUGAUGUGUGUGGUUCACUGCUGGAUCAUUCAGGUGUAAUUGGGUUUAGCUUUUUUCAGUAGAAUUGCAUUGGUUAGUUUGAGUCCCUUUUAAAGGAGAAAAAAAAAGGGAGAUGAAAACUGACUGCUUUAAUUAUUUAUUGAUGAACAUUUAAAUUCAAAAGGCAAA
Messenger RNA from Oxyura jamaicensis (ruddy duck), 5371 nucleotides. It is a transcript of the gene GRAMD4, whose product is annotated as GRAM domain containing 4. NCBI's taxonomy places the organism in Eukaryota, Metazoa, Chordata, Aves, Anseriformes, Anatidae. The coding region runs from base 195 to 2063 and encodes 622 amino acids. The record is from RefSeq and is a predicted model, not a curated record. Gene Ontology annotation, biological process: negative regulation of toll-like receptor 9 signaling pathway; apoptotic process. The transcript has 21 exons.